AUAAUAUCAACAGGUCUUCCUAACGUGAAUUAAAACCAUGAAUAACCUAUUAUGUUCCGAGCUGUUGAUUUCCGUAAUGGUGAUUCUUGUAGAUGCCGAAUGUAGUUACAAGUAUUUGAAUAAAACAUGUUUAACAUCGAAUUACUUUAACUAUGAUUACACGUCAACUGAAGAUGACCAAUGUGAUGAAAAUUGUAAAUCUAUUACUGGGUGUACCGCUUCAUUAUUUGAGGUCAAUUAUUGUCUUCAUUACAAAGCUCCAGUCAUCUUUGUGUCAAAUGAUCUAGAUCUAAAUCAAUGCAUUGAAAAGUGUCCAAACCUAAGUCCAGGUCCAGACCUAAGUCCAGACCCAAGUCUAGGUCAAGGUCCAGACCCAAGUCCAGGUCCAGACCUAAAUCCAGACCCAAGUCCAGGUCAAGGUCCAGACCCAACUCCAGAUCAAGGUCCAGACCCAACUCCAGAUCAAGGUCCAGACCCAAGUCAAGGUCAAGGUCCAGGUCAAGAUCAAGAUCAAGAUCAAGGUCCAAGUCAAGGUCAAGGUCAAGAUGCCACCAGAAGAAGGAAGUGGAAAUUGGAUAAGGAUCAUCUUCACAAUUUCAAGCUACAUGUAUUAGUAAUACUAUUACGAAACUUCGUACUUAUACCUUGA
Molecule: messenger RNA, 649 nt
Organism: Lottia gigantea (owl limpet)
Lineage: Eukaryota; Metazoa; Mollusca; Gastropoda; Lottiidae
Exons: 4
Coding region: 38-649 (203 amino acids)
Source: RefSeq, a predicted model, not a curated record